Molecule: messenger RNA, 3029 nt
Organism: Sphaeramia orbicularis (orbiculate cardinalfish)
Lineage: Eukaryota; Metazoa; Chordata; Actinopteri; Kurtiformes; Apogonidae
Product: guanine nucleotide-binding protein G(i) subunit alpha-2
Exons: 9
Coding region: 786-1853 (355 amino acids)
Biological process (GO): adenylate cyclase-inhibiting G protein-coupled receptor signaling pathway; G protein-coupled adenosine receptor signaling pathway; gamma-aminobutyric acid signaling pathway
Cellular component (GO): cytoplasm; heterotrimeric G-protein complex
Molecular function (GO): G protein-coupled receptor binding; GTPase activity; GTP binding
Source: RefSeq, a predicted model, not a curated record
CAUUCUGACAAAUCCAGACUCGCUCCUGCAUACUUGAGUCCAGCUCAGAGAACAGGUCGGACCACUGGGGAAAGCUGCGUUUGUCGUAUUCAGAGGCUGCGUUCAUGUGAGAACGUGCAGAGGAAUGAGGAUGGCACAGCGCCCACUGCAGUCUGCACACCACUCUCCUCAAAUCACGCUUCACUGGCUUCCUCUCUAAUUGGUUCCACACCAGAUACCGUGGAUCUCACCUGCUUUAAUUGGACUAUCGCGACAGGUUGUGUUGUUGCGUGACGUCGCUGCAGCUGGUCAAGUACUUCCAAUUGUCCCAAAAGGAAGGGCUUUUUUUUUUUCUCUCUCUCUCCUCUCUCUUAGAGUUUUUUCUUUAAUUGAAGCAUUGAGGAGGACUGCAGCAGUCGGAGGAGCUCACCAGGCCAAAACAAGUGUGGCACAGCACAGAACGGAAGGCAUCAUAGUGCGUGGAUGUGCAUGGAUGCAGGAGAGACGGAUCUGUGCGUUUUCGACAUGGACCAGCGGUUAACAAACCAUCCCUGAGAUUCGGAGUCAGAUCAGACUUAAUGCUCUGGAGGGAUCGUGUUUAUCUGUGAGCUCCCAAGAAGGAAGAUUGACUUUUACGCACGGUUAAAAACUCUGAAAUCAGCUUUUUCCCCCCUUUUUUUUCCCCCUCUGCUGGAAACAGAAGCAGCUCGAUCGUUAUUCCGGACAUCGGCUGUGGCACCCUGAGACCAUCAGCAGUGAAGCCUUAUUUUUGCGCAAGUGGUCGGUGCGCCCCUGCGUUUGGAGCCAUGGGUUGUACGGUGAGCGCCGAGGAUAAAGCAGCCGCGGAGAGGUCAAAGAUGAUUGACAAAAACCUCCGAGAGGACGGAGAGAAGGCUGCCAGAGAGGUGAAGUUGCUGUUAUUAGGUGCUGGGGAGUCUGGGAAGAGCACCAUUGUAAAGCAGAUGAAGAUCAUCCAUGAAGAUGGAUACUCAGAAGAUGAGUGUAAGCAGUACCGAGCAGUGGUUUAUAGCAAUACCAUCCAGUCAAUUAUGGCCAUUGUUAAAGCCAUGGCCAGUCUGAAGAUCGACUACAGCAACUCUGCAAGAGCGGAUGACGCCCAGCAGCUUUUUGCCCUCUCUGCAGCUGCUGAAGAACAGGGCAUUCUUCCUGAUGACUUGGCCAAUGUGAUCAGGCGAUUGUGGGCUGACAGCGGCAUACAGAGCUGCUUUGCACGGUCGCGAGAAUACCAGCUGAACGACUCGGCUGCAUAUUAUCUAAAUGACUUGGAGAGGAUAGCUAAAGCAGAUUACAUCCCCACCCAGCAGGAUGUGCUGCGAACCCGGGUCAAGACCACUGGCAUUGUGGAGACUCACUUCACUUUCAAGGAGCUUCACUUCAAAAUGUUUGACGUCGGAGGCCAGCGCUCAGAGAGAAAGAAGUGGAUUCACUGUUUUGAAGGAGUCACAGCCAUUAUCUUUUGCGUCGCGCUCAGUGCUUAUGAUCUGGUCCUGGCUGAGGAUGAGGAGAUGAAUCGCAUGCAUGAGAGCAUGAAGCUGUUUGACUCAAUCUGCAACAACAAGUGGUUCACUGAGACCUCUAUUAUCCUCUUCCUCAACAAGAAGGAUCUCUUUGAGGAGAAAAUCACUCGCAGUCCUCUCACCAUCUGCUUCCCUGAGUACACAGGAGCCAACAUGUAUGAUGAAGCCGCCAGUUACAUUCAGACCAAGUUUGAAGACCUGAACAAGAAAAAAGACACAAAGGAGAUCUACACCCACUUCACCUGUGCCACUGACACCAAGAACGUGCAGUUUGUCUUUGAUGCAGUCACUGACGUCAUUAUUAAGAACAACCUGAAGGACUGUGGUCUUUUCUAAAGGAUGAUGCCUGACACACACACAGACUGCAUGAGAGACUGCAACAGCCAUGUGAUGAUUACAGCUUUUCAUAAUGAAAACCAUAACAGACUUGAUUCCUAGAGGGGAAGCCUGAACGAAUUUCAACAAUCACAGAUACACAGCCAUCACAUUCCUUGUCUUGAUAUGUUUUAUUAUUUUUUUAAAUGGGUUAUAUUUAUAUAUCUACAUCAGGGGUUCACACAUCUAUACUGAGUGCCUAUAAAUAUGUAUUUGAUCAAGGAGCCCCUGAUCAGACAAAACCCCACUAACAAUAGAACUAUCAAUAGCACUCAUCUUUUUUAAAUGAAAUGUGUAACAAAUUAUCUGAGAUGAGCUCCAAUGGAAAAUAAUUGUUGGAUGAGGAAAACAUCAUAAUAAGCCAAAAAUUUCUAAUGAAAAUACUGCAAAAUUAAAGUAUAUUUAAUUCUUUAAAGGCCUUCAAAGAAAAAUUUAAGAAUCAAUUUGGUAGUUAUUUGAUUUAAUAAGAUUUAUUUACAUCUGUUUUUUUUAUUUAGGUAUUCAUUGUAGUUUCCCUUUGCUCAAAGUUUAAUGAGGGGAUAGACAAAAUACUUUUUAUAUAAAUCACAUUAACUUAAGUUGACUAGCGUUGGCAUUUUCUGAAACUUCUAACUGCACAGAGCUUAUUUUUUAGAAGAAAAAACAAGCAUGGAGAAUGAAUAGGGAUGAAGGGAAAUGUUUUUUUGUACAAUGUUUACACAGAAUCAAUAAUCACAGUUGUACAAUAGUGCAUUGUUCUGCAUGACUGUCCAUAGAUUAACCUGUACCCCUUCACAAAUUGAAUAAUAACAUUCCUUCUUUAGAGAAAUGAAACAAAACUUGUUAUGUGUCACUUUUAAUAUAUCUGCAAGAUUUUUAAGUGGUUAUGUCUCUUCCUAACAUGGAUUGUUCUGUACUAUUUGUUUUCAUUCCAGGUCUUUUUACAUAUGUUUGUGCCUUGAUAUCUGUUUACACUUGUUCUUUAGAGACAUGCUAUCUUCAUAGUGUGAAUUAGGGCUAUUUCUACUCCACUUCAGUUCACAUACCCCAUGAUUUAAGAUGCACCACAACACUGAGACAAAUGGAUGAUAGUUGUUCGUUAAUAUUAAGGUGAAAGUCAUUCACUUGUUAAAUGUAAAUAAAAGUUUGGUCACAUGA